AUGAAAAUGAUGAUUGCAACGAUCAAAAAAAGAAGAAAAAAAUAACAACAACAAAUCAACAAACAUUGAGCCAUCCUCAUGAUGAUAAUGAUAAUGUGAAUAAUAAAUAUUCAUCAAUGGCAACUAAAUUAAAAACUAAUCAUAAAUGUUUGGCUAAAUUAAAUGUUGCCAUCAUACUUGAUGGUAAUAUACAAUCAUCACGUUUGAUUGGCCUAAUACAAGCUGAUUAUGGAUCAUAUGGUCUAUUCAUAUGGAAUACGAAUGCAAAUAUCAAUGAUGUUAAUGUUGAUGAUGAUAAUAAAAUUAUUGAAACAAUCAUUCCAAUUGAUUUAAAAUUUCAUUAUCAACUUGUAACAAUCGAUCCAAUUCUAUUACAAGUUUCAGAAAAUGGUAGCGAUCUUGCAUUAUUCAUAACGUAUGAUAAAUUUCCUACAAACAAUAAUAAUCAAUCAUCAUUAUUGAAUAAAAAUUUGACUGAACAAAAAUCAUUAUCAAUCAAAGAUUCAAUACUUUUGGAAUAUGAUCCUUUGAUGAUCAAUGAUGAUAAUGAUGGUGAUAAAAAAUUUACUGAUCAAUCGGAAUCGAUAUUUAACGACAAUGACAACAAUGACAGCAAUGGAAAACAAUCAUCAUCAUCAUAUCGUUUUAUAUUAUCAUAUAAUGAAAUGACUGAAAAAUUUAUUACACAAUUACAACAUAUUGUUUCGGUAUCACAUCGUACAUUUACCGAAUCAAUUGAUUUUGAAUGGACCAAACAAUAUUUACAACAAAUUCCAUUAGAACAACAGAAAAAAACAAAUGAACAUUUAUCAAAAGCAUCAACAAUGGCAAUGAAAAAAUCAAAUUCAUCAUCAUCAUCAUCAAAAACAUCAACAUUAUUAUUAUUUGAUGAUUAUUAUGACAAUCAUCUUCAGCCAGCAAAUUCUAAUCAAUUUAUAAAUGAAUUAAUUGAUCUUGAUAUUAAUGAUAAUCAUCAUAAUCAUCUUAAAAAAUCAUCAUCAACAUCAUCAUUUGAUUAUAAUAAUUUAGAUAAUAAUUAUAAUGAUAAUGAUUUAUCAUUAUUAUCAGAUAAUAAUCAUUUUGAAAAUGAUUAUAAUCGUGAAUUAUUAAUACAAACCGAAACCGAUGAACGUAGAAAUGAAUAUGUACGUUAUAUAAAUUAUACAAUAUUUAUUGGUACAUGGAAUGUUAAUGGACAAAUAUUAUCAAAACCAGAAUUAAUGAGAAAAUAUUUUCUUGGUUGUGAUUCUAUUGGACCAGAUUUUUAUGCAAUCGGUUUUCAAGAAUUAGAUCUAAGUAAAGAAGCAUUUUUAUUUAAUGAUUAUAAAAAAGAAGAAUAUUGGCUACAAAUUUGUGAACAAUCAUUACAUCCAGAUAGGCAAUAUUUUUUAUUGAAAAAAAUUCGUCUUAUCGGUAUGAUGUUGGUAAUAUUUGCUGCACGUGAAUUUCGACAAUAUAUUAAAAAUGUUGCAGCUGAAACUGUUGGUACUGGAAUUCUUGGCAAAAUGGGAAACAAAGGCGGUGUUGCUAUUCGUUUUGAAUUACAUGAUACAAGUAUUUGUUUAGUUAAUUGUCAUCUUGCUGCACAUGUUGAACAAUAUGAAAGACGUAAUCAAGAUUUUCGUGAAAUUAAUUCACGUUUACAAUUUAUGAAUUUAAAAAUACCGAAACGUAUCUAUGAUCAUGAUCAAAUAUAUUGGUUUGGUGAUCUAAACUAUCGUAUAAUGACAUCGGAUACUGAUUAUGUUAAAAAAUUAUUAACAUUAAAAGAAUUUGAUAAAUUAUUAGCAAUUGAUCAAUUACGUAAUCAAAUGAAAGAAAGAAAUUGUUUUCAAGGUUUUCAAGAAGGUAAAAUUAAUCAUAUGCCAUCAUAUAAAUAUAAUACCGGUACAAAUGAAUGGGAUUCAUCCGAAAAACGACGUCCACCAGCAUGGUGUGAUCGUAUAUUAUGGCGUGGUGAAAUGAUUCAACAAACAAUUUAUCGUUCACAUCCCGAAUUAAAAGAUAGUGAUCAUAAACCAGUAUCAUCAUUAUUUCAAUCACAAGUACUUUUAAUUGAUCAUACAUUAAAACGUAAAGUUUAUGAAGAUGUAAUGAAAAAAUUGGAUAAAGUUGAAAAUGAAUUAUUACCACAAGUUUCUAUUGAUACAACUGAAAUUAAUUUCGGUCCAAUUUCAUUUAAAGAUAAUAAUUGUCGAUUAUUAACAUUAACAAAUAUUGGACAAAGUCGUAUACGUUAUCGUUUUAUAAAUAAACCAAAUGAUAAAAAUUUUUGUAAACAAUGGUUACGUGUAACACCAUCAACCGGUUCGAUUAAUAUAAAAGAAGAUAUAACAAUUGUAUUUGAAUUAAAUUUUGAUGAUCCAACAAUGGCAUAUCGUUUUAAUUAUGGUUUAGAAACAUUAUCCGAUACAUUAGUAUUAAGUUUAAUUGGUGGUAAAGAUAUUUUUAUUACUAUUUCGGGUGAUUAUCAUCUUAGCUGUUUUGGUUGUUCAUUAGAAACAUUAGUACAAAUGGAAAAAACAAUUUCAUCAAUAACAUUGAAAGAAUUUCAACAAAAAUAUGGUGAUUAUAAAUUACCUAAACAAUUAGAUUAUCAUGAACGAUUGAUUAAUAUUUAUAAUGAAUCAAUGGAAACAACAACAAAAAAUUUAAUUACCAACCGAAAACUAUCAAUACCAAAAGAAUUAUAUAUAUUAAUUGAUCAUUUAUAUCGUAAUGGUUAUGUUAAUGUUAAUAUAUUUCAAAUAUCUGGUAUGGAAAAUGAAUUUUAUAUUAUACGUGAUUCAAUUGAUUCGGGUGAAAUAGAAAAAAUUAACAAUGUAUCGGAACAUUCAGUUGCUGAAGCAUUAUUAUUAUUUUUAGAAACAUUACCCGAAUCAAUUAUACCAUUUAAAUUUUAUGAUCGUAUACAACAUUCAAAUAAAAAUCAUAGUGAAUGUAAACAAAUUUAUAAUGAAUUACCUGAAAUUCAUCGUUUAGUCUUCCAAUAUUUGAUUAUGUUUCUACAGGAAAUGUGUAAUAAUUCUGGUGCUGAUAAACCAUUGAAUAAACUUUAUAUUGCAAAAUUAUUCGGACCAAUAUUGAUACGACGACCACCCGAAUCAUUUUAUACAUUUCGAAAUAAUCAAAAUCAAAAUCAUCAAUCUGGAAUCAUAGCAUCAUCAUCAUCAUCAUCAUCAUUAUCAUCACAAAUGUUUAUAAAUAAUGGUGGUGGCUAUAAUCAAAAUAAAAUCGAUACAUUAACACCUGAACAAUUUUUUAUUAAUUAUUUUCUCAAUCUAAACACUUGGUAAAUGGAAAAUCAAUCAAUCGAUCAAUCAAUUACUCAAUAUGUUUCUCAUCAUUUUAUUUUACAAAAAUUAUUAUUUUCUCCUCUUUAUUCACACACACACCGGUGACACAUUUUACCAUAUAAAAAAUAUAUAUUUUUGCAUCCAAGAAAAAAAAAUCUUUUUAUCCCGUUGUUAAUUAUUGUCGUAGAUUUUAUCUG
Dermatophagoides pteronyssinus (European house dust mite) is the source of this 3493-nucleotide messenger RNA. Its product is annotated as inositol polyphosphate 5-phosphatase OCRL-like. The record is from RefSeq and is a predicted model, not a curated record. Gene Ontology annotation, molecular function: phosphatidylinositol-4,5-bisphosphate 5-phosphatase activity; inositol phosphate phosphatase activity. Gene Ontology annotation, cellular component: membrane. Gene Ontology annotation, biological process: phosphatidylinositol dephosphorylation; signal transduction. NCBI's taxonomy places the organism in Eukaryota, Metazoa, Arthropoda, Arachnida, Sarcoptiformes, Pyroglyphidae.